CCCCUUCCCCAGACAAAUUCGGCGCCCACUGGGUCGCCACAGGUCGGUGACCUUAGAGGACUGUUUGCCCGAGACUCGUGGGGCUGGAUGGGAAUUGUAGUCUUCCUAAGAGUUGUAGGUAUUUUUUUUAGGCCUAGUUUUUCCUUUCAAGAUACGAAAACAUAACAACACUCCAAUCCAUAACUGUUGACGUGUAUAAGCGCGUGGAGGUCUCCAAUCUAUCCGCUGGAUUUCCGUGAGAAUUGUGCCCGCUUCGCUAUUGGAUGUUUCUCUCCAUAAGACUACACUUUCCACAAGGAACACUGUGGCAACGACCUUUCAUUCCGCAGCGAAUGCUGGAAAUAGUUCUUUCCGUCCACCCCCCCCCCCAACAAUCCUUAUUUCUUAUAUUUACCUAAACUAGAGACCUCCAUUAGGGCGGAAAGAGUGGGGGAAUGGGACCUCUUUUUACGACUGCUUUGGACACUAGGUAGCGAUUCUGACUCUCGUAUAGCAAUUACUGUGACGUAAUAAGCCGCAACUGGACGCGUAGAGGCCAGAGGGCCGGCACUUUAGGGCAAACUAGGGUAGAAUUCUUCCUCUCCCGUCUCUUUCGUUUUACGUUAUCUGGGGGCAGACUGGGUGGCCAAUCCAGAGGCCCGAGAGAGACUUGGCUCCUUCUGUCCCGCCCUUCCUCUGAUUGUGCCUUGAUUUCGUAUUCUGAGCAGCUGUUGCUUAGCGGUAGCCAGCUGGUUUCCGUGGCAACGGAAAAGCGCGGGAAUUACAGAUAAAUUAAAACUGCGACUGCGCGGCGUGGGCUCGCUGAGACUUUCUGGACGGGGAACAGGCCGUGGGGUUUCUCAGAUAACUGGGCCCCUGGGCCCCAGAGGCCUGCACCCUCUGCUCUGGGUAAAGUUCAUUGGAACAGAAAGAAAUGGAUUUAUCUGCUGUUCGCGUUGAAGAAGUACAAAAUGUCAUUAAUGCUAUGCAGAAAAUCUUAGAGUGUCCAAUCUGUCUGGAGUUGAUCAAGGAACCUGUCUCCACAAAGUGUGACCACAUAUUUUGCAGAUUUUGCAUGCUGAAACUUCUCAACCAGAAGAAAGGGCCUUCACAGUGUCCUUUGUGUAAGAAUGAUAUAACCAAAAGAAGCCUACAAGAAAGUACAAGAUUUAGUCAACUUGUUGAAGAGCUAUUGAAAAUCAUUCAUGCUUUUCAGCUUGACACAGGUUUGCAGUUUGCAAACAGUUAUAAUUUUGCAAAAAAGGAAAAUCACUCUCCUGAACAUCUAAAAGAUGAAGUUUCUAUCAUCCAAAGUAUGGGCUACAGAAACCGUGCCAAAAGACUUCUACAGAGUGAACCCGAAAAUCCUUCCUUGCAGGAAACCAGUCUCAGUGUCCCACUCUCUAACCUUGGAAUUGUGAGAACUCUGAGGACAAAGCAGCAGAUACAACCUCAAAAGAAGUCUGUCUACAUUGAACUGGGAUCUGAUUCUUCUGAAGAUACGGUUAAUAAGGCAACUUAUUGCAGUGUGGGAGAUCAAGAAUUGUUACAAAUCACCCCUCAAGGAACCAGGGAUGAAACCAGUUUGGAUUCUGCAAAAAAGGCUGCUUGUGAAUUUUCUGAGAAGGAUAUAACAAAUACUGAACAUCAUCAGUCCAGUAAUAAUGAUUUGAACACCACUGAGAAACAUGCAACUGAGAGGCAUCCAGAAAAGUAUCAGGGUAGUUCUGUUUCAAACUUGCAUGUGGAGCCAUGUGGCACAAAUACUCAUGCCAGCUCAUUACAGCAUGAGAACAGUUUAUUACUCACUAAAGACAGAAUGAAUGUAGAAAAGGCUGAAUUCUGUAAUAAAAGCAAACAGCCUGGCUUGGCAAGGAGCCAACAUAACAGAUGGACUGGAAGUAAGGAAACAUGUAAUGAUAGGCAGACUCCCAGCACAGAGAAAAAGGUAGAUCUGAAUGCUAAUGCCCUGUAUGAGAGAAAAGAAUGGAAUAAGCAAAAACUGCCAUGCUCUGAGAAUCCUAGAGACGCUGAAGAUGUUCCUUGGAUAACACUAAAUAGCAGCAUUCAGAAAGUUAAUGAGUGGUUUUCCAGAAGUGAUGAACUGUUAAGUUCUGAUGACUCACAUGAUGGGGGGUCUGAAUCAAAUGCCAAAGUAGCUGAUGUAUUGGACGUUCUAAAUGAGGUAGAUGAAUAUUCUGGUUCUUCAGAGAAAAUAGACUUACUGGCCAGUGAUCCUCAUGAGCCUUUAAUAUGUAAAAGUGAAAGAGUUCACUCCAGUUCAGUAGAGAGUAAUAUUAAAGACAAAAUAUUUGGGAAAACCUAUCGGAGGAAGGCAAACCUUCCCAAUUUAAGCCAUGUAACUGAAAAUCUAAUUAUAGGAGCACUUGUUACUGAGUCACAGAUAAUGCAAGAGCGUCCCCUCACAAAUAAAUUAAAGCGUAAAAGGAGAACUACAUCAGGUCUUCAUCCUGAGGAUUUUAUAAAGAAAGCAGAUUUGGCAGUUCAAAAGACUCCUGAAAUAAUAAAUCAGGGAACUAACCAAAUGGAGCAGAAUGGUCAAGUGAUGAAUAUUACUAAUAGUGCUCAUGAGAAUAAAACAAAAGGUGAUUCUAUUCAGAAUGAGAAAAAUCCUAACGCAAUAGAAUCACUGGAAGAAGAAUCUGCUUUCAAAACUAAAGCUGAACCUAUAAGCAGCAGUAUAAACAAUAUGGAACUAGAAUUAAAUAUCCACAAUUCAAAAGCACCUAAAAAAAAUAGGCUGAGGAGGAAGUCUUCUACCAGGCAUAUUCAUGCGCUUGAACUAGUAGUCAGUAGAAAUCUAAGCCCACCUAAUUGUACUGAACUACAAAUUGAUAGUUGUUCUAGCAGUGAAGAGAUAAAGAAAAAAAAUUACAACCAAAUGCCAGUCAGGCACAGCAGAAACCUACAACUCAUGGAAGAUAAAGAAUCUGCAACUGGAGCCAAGAAGAGUAACAAGCCAAACGAACAGACAAGUAAAAGACAUGCCAGUGAUACUUUCCCAGAACUGAAGUUAACAAAGGUACCUGGUUCUUUUACUAACUGUUCAAAUACUAGUGAACUUAAAGAAUUUGUCAAUCCUAGCCUUUCAAGAGAAGAAAAAGAAGAGAAACUAGAAACAGUUAAAGUGUCUAAUAAUGCCAAAGACCCCAAAGAUCUCAUGUUAAGUGGAGAAAGGGUUUUACAAACUGAAAGAUCUGUAGAGAGUAGCAGUAUUUCAUUGGUACCUGAUACCGAUUAUGGCACUCAGGAAAGUAUCUCAUUACUGGAAGUUAGCACUCUAGGGAAGGCAAAAACAGAACGAAAUAAAUGUAUGAGUCAGUGUGCAGCAUUUGAAAACCCCAAGGAACUAAUUCAUGGUUGUUCUGAAGAUACUAGAAAUGACACAGAAGGCUUUAAGUAUCCAUUGGGAAGUGAAGUUAACCACAGUCAGGAAACAAGCAUAGAAAUAGAAGAAAGUGAACUUGAUACUCAGUAUUUGCAGAAUACAUUCAAGGUUUCAAAGCGCCAGUCCUUUGCUCUGUUUUCAAAUCCAGGAAAUCCAGAAGAGGAAUGUGCAACAUUCUCUGCCCACUCUAGGUCCUUAAAGAAACAAAGUCCAAAAGUUACUUCUGAAUGUGAACAAAAGGAAGAAAAUCAAGGAAAGAAAGAGUCUAAUAUCAAGCCUGUACAGACAGUUAAUAUCACUGCAGGCUUUUCUGUGGUUUGUCAGAAAGAUAAACCAGUUGAUAAUGCCAAAUGUAGUAUCAAAGGAGGCUCUAGGUUUUGUCUAUCAUCUCAGUUCAGAGGCAACGAAACUGGACUCAUUACUCCAAAUAAACAUGGACUUUUACAAAACCCAUACCAUAUACCACCACUUUUUCCUGUCAAGUCAUUUGUUAAAACUAAAUGUAACAAAAACCUGCUAGAGGAAAACUCUGAGGAACAUUCAGUGUCACCUGAAAGAGCAGUGGGAAACGAGAACAUCAUUCCAAGUACAGUGAGCACAAUUAGCCAUAAUAACAUUAGAGAAAAUGCUUUUAAAGAAGCCAGCUCGAGCAAUAUUAAUGAAGUAGGUUCCAGUACUAAUGAAGUGGGCUCCAGUAUUAAUGAAGUAGGUUCCAGUGAUGAAAACAUUCAAGCAGAACUAGGUAGAAACAGAGGGCCAAAAUUGAAUGCUGUGCUUAGAUUAGGGCUUUUGCAACCUGAGGUCUGUAAACAAAGUCUUCCUAUAAGUAAUUGUAAGCAUCCUGAAAUAAAAAAGCAAGAACAUGAAGAAUUAGUUCAGACUGUUAAUACAGACUUCUCUCCAUGUCUGAUUUCAGAUAACCUAGAACAGCCUAUGGGAAGUAGUCAUGCGUCUGAGGUUUGUUCUGAGACUCCUGAUGAUCUGUUAGAUGAUGGUGAAAUAAAGGAAGAUACUAGUUUUGCUGCAAAUGACAUUAAGGAGAGUUCUGCUGUUUUUAGCAAAAGCAUCCAGAGAGGAGAGCUCAGCAGGAGCCCUAGCCCUUUCACCCAUACACAUUUAGCUCAGGGUUACCAAAAAGAGGCCAAGAAAUUAGAGUCCUCAGAAGAGAACUUAUCUAGUGAGGAUGAAGAGCUUCCCUGCUUCCAACACUUGUUAUUUGGUAAAGUAAGCAAUAUACCUUCUCAGACUACUAGGCAUAGCACUGUUGCUACCGAGUGUCUGUCUAAGAACACAGAGGAGAAUUUAUUAUCAUUGAAGAAUAGCUUAACUGACUGUAGUAACCAGGUAAUAUUGGCAAAGGCAUCCCAGGAACAUCACCUUAGUGAGGAAACAAAAUGUUCUGGUAGCUUGUUUUCUUCACAGUGCAGUGAACUGGAAGACUUGACUGCAAAUACAAACACCCAGGAUCCUUUCUUGAUUGGUUCUUCCAAACGAAUGAGGCAUCAGUCUGAAAGCCAGGGAGUUGGUCUGAGUGACAAGGAAUUGGUUUCAGAUGAUGAAGAAAGGGGAACGGGCUUGGAAGAAGAUAAUCAAGAAGAGCAAAGUGUGGAUUCAAACUUAGGUGAAGCAGCAUCCGGGUAUGAGAGUGAAACAAGCGUCUCUGAAGACUGCUCAAGGCUCUCCUCUCAGAGCGAAAUUUUAACCACUCAGCAGAGGGAUACCAUGCAAGAUAACCUAAUAAAGCUCCAGCAGGAAAUGGCUGAACUAGAAGCUGUGUUAGAACAGCACGGAAGCCAGCCUUCUAACAGCUACCCUUCCAUCAUAACUGACUCUUCUGCCCUUGAGGACCUGCGAAAUCCAGAACAAAGCACAUCAGAAAAAGCAGUAUUAACUUCACAGAAAAGUAGUGAGUAUCCUAUAAACCAGAAUCCAGAAGGCCUUUCUGCUGACAAGUUCGAGGUAUCUGCAGAUAGUUCUACCAGUAAAAAUAAAGAACCAGGAGUGGAAAGGUCAUCCCCUUCUAAAUGCCAGUCAUUAGAGGAUAGGUGGUAUGUGCACAGUAGCUCUGGGAGUCUUCAGAAUGGAAAUUACCCAUCUCAAGAGGAGCUCAUUAAGGUUGUUGAUGUGGAGACACAACAACUGGAAAAGUCUGGGCCACACGAUUUGAUGGAACCAUCUUACUUGCCAAGGCAAGAUCUAGACGGAACCCCUUACCUGGAAUCUGGAAUCAGUCUCUUCUCUGAUGACCCUGAAUCUGAUCCUUCCGAAGACAGAGCCCCAGAGUCAGCUCAUGUUGGCAGCAUACCAUCUUCAACCUCUGCAUUGAAAGUACCCCAGUGGCAAGUUGCAGAAUCUGCCCAGAGUCCAGCUGCUGCUCAUAAUACUAAUACUGCUGGGUAUAAUGCAAUGGAAGAAAGUGUGAGCAGGGAGAAUCCGAAAUUGACAGCUUCAACAGAAAGGGUCAACAAAAGAAUGUCCUUGGUGGUGUCUGGCCUGACCCCAGAAGAAUUUAUGCUCGUGUACAAGUUUGCCAGAAGAUACCACAUCGCUUUAACUAAUCUAAUUAGUGAAGAGACUACUCAUGUCGUUAUGAAAACAGAUGCUGAGUUUGUGUGUGAACGGACGCUGAAAUAUUUUCUGGGAAUUGCGGGAGGAAAAUGGGUAGUUAGCUAUUUCUGGGUGACCCAGUCUAUUAAAGAAAGAAAAAUGCUGAAUGAGCAUGAUUUUGAAGUCAGAGGAGAUGUGGUCAAUGGAAGAAACCACCAAGGUCCAAAGCGAGCAAGAGAAUCCCCAGACAGAAAGAUCUUCAGGGGGCUAGAAAUCUGUUGUUAUGGGCCCUUCACCAACAUGCCCACAGAUCAACUGGAGUGGAUGGUACAGCUUUGUGGUGCUUCUGUGGUGAAGGAGCUUUCAUCAUUCACCCUUGGCACAGGUUUCCACCCAAUUGUGGUUGUGCAGCCAGAUGCCUGGACAGAGGACAAUGGCUUCCAUGCAAUUGGGCAGAUGUGUGAGGCACCUGUGGUGACCCGAGAGUGGGUGUUGGACAGUGUAGCACUCUACCAGUGCCAGGAGCUGGACACCUACCUGAUACCCCAGAUCCCCCACAGCCACUACUGAUUGCAGCCAGCCACAGGUACAGAGCCACAGGACUCCAAGAAUGAGUUUACGAAGUGGCCUUUCCAGGCCCUGGGAGCUCCUCUCACUCUUCAGUCCUUCCACUGUCCUGGCUACUAAAUAUUUUAUGUGCAUCAGCCUGAAAAGGACUUCUGGCUAUGCAAGGGUCCCUUAAAGAUUUUCUGCUUCAAGUCUCCCUUUGAAAUCUGCCAUGAGCACAAAAUUUUGGUAAUUUUUCACCUGAGAAGAUUUUAGACCAUUUAAACGCCACCAAUUGAGCAAGAUGCUGAUUCAUUAUUUAUCAGCCCUAUUCUUUCUAUUUGGGCUGUUGGCUUAGGGCUGGAAGCACGGAGCGGCUUGGCCUCAAGAGAACAGCUGGUUUCCCUAAAUUUGCUUCUCUAAAACCCUGUGUUCACAAAGGCAGAGAGUCAGACCCUUCAAUAGAAGGAGAGUGCUUGGGAUCGAUUAUGUGACUUAAAAUCAGAAUAGUCCUUGGGCAGUUCUCAAAUGUUGGAGUGGAACACUGGGGAGGAAAUUCUGAGGCAGGUAUUAGAAAUGAAAAUGAAACUUGAAGGCUGGGCAUGGUGGCUCACGCCUGUAAUCCCUGUACCUUGGGAGGGUGAGGCAAGUGGAUCACUGGAGGUCAGGAGUUCAAAACCAGCCUGGCCAACAUGGUGAAACCCCAUCUCUACCAAAAAUACAAAAAUUAGCCAGGCAUGGUGGUGGACACCUGUAAUCCCAGCUACUCGGGUGGCUGAAGCAGGAGAAUCGCUUGAGCCCGGGAGGUGGAGUGGUUACAAUGAGCCAAAAUCAUAACACAGCACUCCAGCCUGAGUGACACAGUGAGACUGUGGCUCCAAAAAAAAAGAAAGGAAAAUGAAACUAGAAGAGAUUUCUAAAAGUCUGAGGUAUAUUUGCUAGAUUUCUAAAGAAUGUGUUCUAAAACAGCAGAAGAUUUUCAAGAACCGGUUUCCAAAGACAGUGUUCUAAUUCCUCAUUAGUAAUAAGUAAAAUGUUUAUUGUUGUAGCUCUGGUAUAUAACCCAUUCCUCUUAAAAUAUAAGACCUCUGGCAUAAAUAUUUCAUGUCUAUAAAAUGACAGAUCCCACCAGGAAGGAAGCUGUUGCUUUCUUUGAGGUAAUUUUUUUCCUUUUGCUCCCUAUUGCUGAACCACACAGCUUCAUAAAUAAUUUUGCUUGCCAAAGGAAGAAAAAGUGUUUUUCAUAAACUCAUUAUCCAGAACUGUUUAUAGCUGUUGGAAGGACUAGGUCUUCCCUAGCCGCCCCCCCGUGUGCAAGGGCAGUGAAGACUUGAUUGUACAAAAUACCUGUUGUAAAUAUUGUGCUGUUAACACUGCAAAUAAACUUGGUAGUAAACACUUCCA
Molecule: messenger RNA, 7885 nt
Organism: Macaca mulatta (Rhesus monkey)
Lineage: Eukaryota; Metazoa; Chordata; Mammalia; Primates; Cercopithecidae
Source: RefSeq, a predicted model, not a curated record